Molecule: messenger RNA, 936 nt
Organism: Exophiala spinifera
Lineage: Eukaryota; Fungi; Ascomycota; Eurotiomycetes; Chaetothyriales; Herpotrichiellaceae
Product: 50S ribosomal protein L3
Exons: 2
Coding region: 1-936 (311 amino acids)
Biological process (GO): translation
Cellular component (GO): ribosome; mitochondrial large ribosomal subunit
Molecular function (GO): structural constituent of ribosome
Source: RefSeq, a predicted model, not a curated record
AUGCCUCCAAACACUUCGCGGCUCACUGCCGUCCCCCUGCCUCCGUCCUUCCUCCUCCCUCGAUCCGUUCUACGGCAAUCCAUCACAUCCUCACAAAGACGGACCUUUGGUAUCAAAUCGAUAGAUCCUCCCACACACAGCAAAUACAAUGUCGUCCCGGGUAUCCAGCCUCUCCUCUCGACACCGGCGGCAGCUUUUGAGCGACGACUGGCGUCCGACACACUCCCUCUGCGGACCGGAGCUCUCGCCAUCAAAAAGGGCAUGACGGCCGUGUACGACGUCGAAUCUGGACGCCGGCUCCCCUGCACAGUGUUGCAGCUAGAUCAGAACCAGGUGGUCAGCCACAAGACGCGCAGGCGGCACGGGUACUAUGCUGUGUGCGUGGGGUGCGGAUCGCAAAACACCAAGAACGUCACCAAGCCGAUGCUAGGCCAUUUCUCCGUCCAGGGCGUGAGCCCCAAGCGGUACCAGCGCGAGUUUCGAGUCCGCGGGCCGGAAGGGCUCUUGCCGGUCGGCCAGGAGAUCCGUGCAAAUUGGUUCAUCGAGGGGCAGUUUGUCGACACGCGGUCGAAUUGCAAGGGGAAAGGCUUUGCAGGCCCCAUGAAGAGAUGGGGGUUCAAAGGUCAACCACGAAGUCACGGUCACUCCAAGAGCCACAGAUCACACGGCACGAUGGGCCAGGGCCAAGGUGGUGGUAGCAGGGUGUAUCCCGGCAAGAAGAUGGCGGGAAAUAUGGGCGGGCAGAGAAACACGGUGCAGAGUCUGCGAGUGUUACAGUCGGACGCCGAGAAUGGGUUGGUCGUUGUGAAAGGCGCCGUCAGUGGACCGAAAGGCACACUGGUCAUGAUCCAAGAUGCCUUGAAGAAGAAUUGGCCUACGGUUCCCGAACCUCCGAGCCCGGCAGAGAUCACUGAGGCUGCCAAGGUUGAAUCAUAA